Molecule: messenger RNA, 607 nt
Organism: Cicer arietinum (chickpea)
Lineage: Eukaryota; Viridiplantae; Streptophyta; Magnoliopsida; Fabales; Fabaceae
Source: RefSeq, a predicted model, not a curated record
AUGAGUUUGAGUCCCAUCUCCAAUGAUGUCUUCAACACCAUGUCCAUUAUCAAACCUCUCGUCAAAGGAUCUUUCUUAGAAUUAUUAUUUAUUCUUUUUACAGGGAGACUAUUCAUAGCCGAUACGAACAACAGCCUAAUCCGAUAUUUGGAUUUGAACGCUAAUGAAUUUGACCUCUGUACCUUGGAGCUUAAAGGAUUUCAGCCUCCCAAACAAAAAUCAAGAUCUUUUAAACGUCUCAAGAGACGGCCAACCGCUGACAUGGUGCCAAUUAUUAAUGACCCCAUUUCAUCAGAGGAAGGAAACUUGUCUAUUAAAAUAUCUUUACCAAAUGGGUAUCAUUUCUCAAAGGAAGCUCGUAGUAGAUUCAGUGUUGAUAUUGAACCUGAAAAUGCUGUGAAUAUCAAUCCUCUAGAUGGACUCCUUAGUCCAGAAGGAUCUACAACGCUUCACUUUAAGAGAUCCUCUCACUCUGCUUCAAUCGGAAGAAUUAAUUGCAAGGUAUGCCUCAUUAAAGUAAAUAGUCCGCUCCUUCAAUGAAAAUAAGCAAAGAAGUGUAGUUAGUAAUAUUAUACAUGUUAGGGGAGGGGGAAAUGUUAGUCGCAUG